GAGCGGCUGCGGAAGGAGUGGUUCAUCCUCGGCAUCGUGCUGGUCAUCGCUGUGGCGCGGCUGGAGCCCGGCGUCGGCGUCAAAGGCGAGCUGAAGUUUGAGUAUAGACAGCUUCUCCUGGAACUGAGGAGCCAGACUUUUCCCACCUCUUAGCUUCUGGGAAAAAAAGAAUUUGAUUAAAAAAAAUUUGGCUCUGAACACAUGCUGUGGCAACUCAGGCUCUGGUACCUCAUGGAGUUUAGGGCAGGCAAAUUCCUGCUGUGCAAGGAUCCCCUGUGACAUCGGUGUGCUGUUCUGCAGGGGUGAACAGAACCCACGUGGAGCUUCUCACAGGAUCCGCGCUGUGUUUUCUGCACUCCUUAGAGACAACUUGCAAUUGAUAUAUCAGGUGUUUUGUCCCUCUCUGCUUUGAGUGCCGGGCUAAUUGUUGGCAGCCGUGUGGGAGGUCCUUUGAACAAGAACAGGAGAUAAUUGUUCCUCGGCUCACUUCCUGCAUGGAAGCACUAUGAUGGAGCACUUCAUUAAAUUAUCCUGCUGCAAAGAGAUGUCAAGCUUUGACACUGUAUUGUUCCUGGGACAACUUGCUUGAAAAAUCUUGGAAGGAUUGAUUGAAAGUAGCGAGCACAUGUUCCCCAUGGUGGUAUCCCUUCCUCUGAAACCAUGGGAUCUCCGUGCUCUGAGGAAGAAAAAUAUUUCUUUUUAAAAGCAGAAAGAGGUGAAGGCUGGGAAGUAUCAACACAGGAAAAACCUUAGUUUGUCAUCUUCCAGCUGACAAAGCCAUGCACGGUAAUUUGCAGGGCUUUAGUGAGUGGUAUGGAUGGUCCAGCAUCCAUGCCCGUGGAAGAUUGUGCCAUAAAUAACAAAGAUUUGUGUUGGUGUCACCUCUGUGACAUAAGCCAAGCCAUUUUUGUGUGUUUUCCUAUUUGAUAAAUGAGCCCAUUUAGUUCCUUUGUGAAAAGAAUUUUUCUGUUGUGGCCAGAGAGAGUUCCCUGUGCUCCUCGAGUGUGUGCUUGCUCUGGUGGUAGAGGCUUCUCCUGGGAGAAGGAGUUCAGGUAGCCCAGUGAAAAACCAGAAACCAGAAAAAACUGAGUCCUGGAGAACCCCUGUUGUAGCCAGAUGAACCCACUGCCUGUCUGCUGUAUGUGCAUGUACACAGAGACUCUAAUCUUCUAAAGGAUUAGAAAAAAAGAGGACCCCUGAAACCAGAAAUUACCAUAACUUAUAUUGCUGUUUCAGCUAUAUUCUUUAACAGUGGACUCUCCUUAAAAACUGAGGAGCUGACAAGUGCUUUGAUGCAUGUGAAACUACACCUUUUUGUCCAGAUUUUUACACUUGUGUUCUUCCCAACAGCAAUAUGGGUCUUUCUUCAGCUGUUAUCAAUCACACCUAUAAAUGAAUGGCUUUUGAAAGGCUUGCAGACAGUGGGCUGCAUGCCACCUCCUGUGUCUUCUGCUGUAAUUUUAACCAAAGCUGUUGGUGGGAAUGAGGCAGCUGCAAUAUUUAAUUCUGCUUUUGGAAGUUUUUUGGGCAUUGUUAUAACUCCACUUCUGCUUUUGCUUUUUCUUGGAUCAUCCUCCUCUGUGCCUUUUACAUCCAUAUUCUCGCAGCUGUUUAUGACUGUUGUAGUCCCUCUUAUUAUUGGACAGAUUGUCCGAAGAUACAUCAAGGACUGGCUUGAAAGGAAGAAGCCUCCAUUUGGUGCUAUCAGCAGCUGUGUGCUCCUGAUGAUCAUCUACACAACGUUCUGCGAUACUUUUGCCAAUCCAAAUAUUGACCUGGAUAAAUUUAGCUUGAUUAUAAUCGUGUUCAUAAUAUUUUCUAUUCAGAUGAGCUUCAUGUUUUUGACUUUCCUCUUCUCCACAAGGAAUAACUCUACUUUCACACCAGCAGACACGGUGGCUAUUGUUUUCUGUUCUACACACAAAUCCCUCACCCUGGGGAUUCCCAUGCUGAAAAUAGUAUUUGCAGGUUAUGAAUACCUGUCCUUAAUUUCCGUCCCUUUGCUCAUCUAUCAUCCUGCUCAGAUCCUUCUUGGCAGUCUGUUGGUACCAACAAUAAAAUCCUGGAUGGUUUCUAGGCAAAAGGCACAGAAAUUAACCAGGCAGCCCAAAGCACCCGUGAAGGUAUAAUGGUGGAGAUGGCCUGUGUCACAGUGAAUGUAUAUAUGUACUAUACUGUACACACGGACAAUUGACACAGCUGGGUUUUGUGAAUGUUGCUUUAGUGCAUAUUUUAUUUUUUUAUAUAUAUCUAUAUAUAUAUAUAUAUAUAUAUAUUAAAAGAUACCUGUUAAGUGCCUUACAGAUGCAUUUUGGCAAAAGCAUUGUUUUCAGAAGCCACUUUGUUGGUUGCUGCAAGAGGUUGUACAGUAUUUUGAAGUCCAUUAGUUUAUUUUUCUAACUGAGUGAAUGGUCACGACUGACAGCUGGUUCUUCCAUUGCCCCUGCUUUGAAGCCAGGGUGCACCAGCAGCAAGUCUCUGUUUUAAACUAGCCAAAAUGACCAGGAGCCUAUCCCACUGCUGGCUUACCAGCUCUUCUCUUGGGGAAGAGCUAUCUGAAGGUUUUUUUCUGAGAUUGACUUGAAUUUCUGUGUGACUCUGUUACACUCCCUAGUCAUAUGACUGUGACAUGCCUUUUUCUUCUGAGUUUGUGUAUACUCAGCAUGGGGCCAUCCAAUGGAUAGAAGCUGAAAAGCAUGAAUUAUUUGCAUUUGUUGACACAGUUGUCUAGACAUUCCUUCAAAGUUAAUGGUAUCUCAAGAAAAUUCUUUCAAUUCCAUUGUAUGAUAUUGUGCCAUUGUAUAUCUUAAAUGCCUCAUAAGCUUCUUCAAAGAAAUGGUCUGGUGCUUGGGUUAUGAGUGAAGUAUUUGUGUUUGCAGCUAGGAGAUCUUUUUAUCAUUUACCCCUGAGGAACAUGAAUUUUUGGUUUUCUUUUUUUUCUUCGCCUUCCCCCUGUGCAAUGCACAGCGACCUGCACAGAGAAUUUAGGAUGCUGAAACAGAGCCUUUAUUGUAAUAAGCCAAGCUGUGUUUUCUCUAUUACUGCAUUGGUAAUGAAGAGUAGCUUAUGAGGACAAGAAAGUUGACAAUUUAUUAUUUUUUUGCUAAUUAAAAGGAUCCUUAUAGUAACAGAAACACUAUCUUAGCUCAUUUGACAAUCAAUCACAACUUUUUAAAAAAUAAUAUUACUCUUUCUAAUAAACUUAGGUGAAAAAAGAAUACAAAAUACUAUUUCUAGGCAUUGAAGAGAAAGGAAUGCAGGCAUAUAUUUAAGAAUGCAUCCAGCACUACAUCUUGUCUGGGAGAUGAAGAUUUCAGAAACCUGCUCUAGUCCAGACUGGGGGCUGUACCCCUCUGCAAAAACUGUGCUGGCAAUUGUGCUCAUUAAAAUAUUGAGUAAGGAAAGGAAUAGGUCAAUGUGGGAUCAAUAUAAAUGCAGAGCUUCCAUGUGUGUCAUGGUGAACAUUGCACCUAAAGGUGUGGCUGAGUGCAAACACCUUGCAGCAAGUCUGUAGGUGAUAAGCAAACGUAGGUGAUAAGAGCUCUGAUAAGGCUGUAAGCCUUUACACAAGCUGAAGAUCUAUGUGACAAUAGGCAUGUGAAAUUCAUAUCCUUUUGCCUUACUGAAAAACAAAAAAUGUGCUUGGUUUACCUAGUCUGUUACUUCCUGUCCUGUGAACAAGAGGAAAAAAGUAAUCUGGUACCAAUCCUUGGUGCUUUAUGUGAUGGCCACUCCCUGUUGCCAUCUCUGUGAGCUGACAGCAUCACCCUGCUCACAACUGGCACACCAGUAAAAGGACCAUGUGACAAAGGUGUGGGAGGUGGCACAUGCCACCUUCUUUCCUUCCCUGGAGGGGGGAUCAAGCUCUCCCUGAGUAGGCAAGAGGCUGAGGGACACUGCCCAUGUCCCCAGGGCUCUGCUCUCUUCCCACUGGGCAGUGAGUUCACAGUUUGAUCAGUGCAUCCCCAGGUAGCACAGGCAGAUCCACAAACAGGCCUGCUAGGAAAUGGAGAGUUCCUGGGCCAAAUUCAAGGUUCCACUUCCUUAAGCAUUCUAAGUGGUGACUGGUUCCAUAUGGGGAAAAAUUGCUCUGGGUUUAAAACUCUGCUUGUAGCAGGGGACAGUGUCCAGACUCAGGACAGUUUCUUCAUGUUCUACUUCCAUAAACCUGAAUUUCCAGAGAAUAUAAAGUCUUAGUCCCAAUCCCAGUGAAAUCAAUGACUCUUUCUGUUGGUUUUGAAUGGCGAGACAACAGCCCAGAGGCAAUGUUCCCUUUUCAAAAUACAUAGCAGGGGUUCAAGCAGACAGCAGCUGACUGUGGUUGUGUCAAUGCUAAAUAAUCAGAACACUGCAAGUACCCUUACUGAGCUACCUCUGUGUACUGAAUCUCUGCCUUUCAGUACUUCCAACAACCUGCUUAGAUUCCAUUGAACACAUCCUUUGUUUUUGGGGUUUUUUUUCAACAUUUAGGACUAUUUCAAAUUGUUUUACAAUGUAGUUUUGUUAGUCUCUUUACAAAGUCCUUGUUGAUUGCUUUGGGGCAGCUUAAAUAUUGUGUAUGAGUGUUGGAGGUGUUGGUCUAAAGGGAACAUCAAGCUAAACUGAAAUAGAUAUUUUGAAUUCAUACUUAAUGAAACUGAAUUGUGCACAUCAAUUCUGUUAAGACUGUUAAAAUGUUUGUUUUAUGACUUGCUAUAUGUCUUUAAUAAACAGAAUGGUUUUGAAUUCAA
Messenger RNA from Zonotrichia albicollis (white-throated sparrow), 4730 nucleotides. It is a transcript of the gene SLC10A7, whose product is annotated as solute carrier family 10 member 7. Lineage: Eukaryota; Metazoa; Chordata; Aves; Passeriformes; Passerellidae. Gene Ontology annotation, cellular component: plasma membrane. The record is from RefSeq and is a predicted model, not a curated record.